This is a messenger RNA of Carlito syrichta (Philippine tarsier), 363 nucleotides long. Its product is annotated as histone H3-like centromeric protein A. The coding region runs from base 1 to 363 and encodes 120 amino acids. Gene Ontology annotation, cellular component: nucleosome. Gene Ontology annotation, molecular function: structural constituent of chromatin; protein heterodimerization activity; DNA binding. The transcript is spliced from 4 exons. NCBI's taxonomy places the organism in Eukaryota, Metazoa, Chordata, Mammalia, Primates, Tarsiidae. The record is from RefSeq and is a predicted model, not a curated record.
AUGAAAAGGUCUAAAAUAAGAUAUCUGAAUUUCCAGUUUGGCACUUCCCCCCGUCAGCGUGGUCGGCGGAAACUUGCUUGGAUAAAGGAGAUCCGAAAUCUUCAGAAAAGCACACAUCUCUUGUUACGGAAGGCCCCCUUCAGCCGCCUGGUAAGAGAAAUAUGUGUUAAAUUCACUCGUGGUGUGGACUUCAAUUGGCAAUCCCAGGCCCUGUUGGCCCUACAAGAGGCAGCAGAAGCAUUUCUGGUCCAUCUCUUUGAGGAUGCCUAUCUCCUCUCCCUACAUGCCGGCCGAGUUACUCUUUUCCCUAAGGAUGUGCAGCUGGCCAGGAGAAUCCGAGGCAUUCAGGAGGGACUUGGCUGA